UUCUGAAAUGACUGCGACGCAUGCGCGAAAUUGUUCGACGUCAUCGGAAAUCUUGGCGGCAAGUUCGGCAAACGUAAAAUCUGUGAUGUGAAAACUUAUGUAAUAACAAUCACGUAACAAGCAUAAAAAACAUGUCAUCCAGAUGUAUCAUUCUCAAACUUACAGUUAUUCAACUAGCAGUCUGUGUUUACGCUGCACUGAUGACUACGGACGCCAACUUCGAGUUUCGAAAGACAGCAGUCCUUCGGUGCACCUCGGACAAUCCUGGCAGCAAAGUUUACUGGGAAUCGUCCAACGGGACCCGAGUAGUGGCACUCAACCCGCACAAGCCAGCCAGAUAUGAGGAGGGAGCUAACGGGAGUUUGAUCAUCUGGAAGCCAAGUCGUGAGACUGCUGGCCUGUAUUACUGCUGCCAGGACUCUGCUUCUGGGAAGAUUCGGAAGCCAGCGAAUUUCUUUGCCCUGACCCUUGUCGUGAGCAUCCUGGAGAUGAGUGCCUAUGUGAACCAAGGAGAUACUUUUGUCAUGACUUGUCUGGUUUUGGGCCAUCCGAAGCCAACAGUUAACUGGUACAAAGAUGGCACAUUAGUACAGCUCAGUAGCAGAAUUACUGUCGAAGAUACUUUCGUGAAUGGAAUUCCAGCACAGAAUCUGAAAAUCACCAACGUUCACUAUGAUGAAGGAGGAAUAUACACAUGUGAGGCAAGGAGUUCGCGGCACCCAGACAGAGUGAGCACCGGGCGUCAAAGACUGCGCGUUAUUGACAGGUAUGCCUUUACCUGGCCAUUAUUAGGCAUCAUUGUGGAAUUUCUAUUAAUUUUCACAAUCAUUGUCAUUAGUGAAUACAAGAAGAAAGAUGUGGAGAGUGAAAUUCAAGAAGUGGAAGAGAAGCCAAUUCAUCAUCAUCGUAGGAGCAGAAGCCAAUCAGUCCCAAAAUAAAUAUGCCAAAAGCCAUUACUGACAGUUUUGGAGAUGUAUGUCAUGAAAGUAUCAACAGGAAAGAGCAUGAACAAAUGCUAUAAAAACAGCUAAGAAACUGCACAUUCAGCAUGCACGUGGGUGUGCAUGAAUGCGGAUGUGUGUGCAUGUGAUGUAGGCAACAAAACCCUAGUGCCAUUUUGCAAAGAUGUCAUGAACUCAAAAGUUUAUUUUCUUCAUGAUUUCCAAACCAUUUUUACUUUUGUUUUUAUCAAAUUGGAUAUUAAAGACUAAUUUGUUUCUUUGUUACAUGCAAUGUAUUGAAUAUUUUUGUGGUUUUUA
Messenger RNA from Pomacea canaliculata, 1259 nucleotides. RefSeq names its product zwei Ig domain protein zig-1-like. NCBI's taxonomy places the organism in Eukaryota, Metazoa, Mollusca, Gastropoda, Architaenioglossa, Ampullariidae. Gene Ontology annotation, cellular component: cell-cell junction. Gene Ontology annotation, biological process: cell-cell adhesion. Gene Ontology annotation, molecular function: cell adhesion molecule binding. The coding region runs from base 132 to 938 and encodes 268 amino acids. The transcript has 8 exons. The record is from RefSeq and is a predicted model, not a curated record.